AUGACAAGCAUCGAUGAUCUAUUCAAGAAACCCGCAUUACCAAGCAACAAACGGAAAUUAGAAGCAGCUCCCGAUCCGAAUGAAAUCUACAAAUCCGCAAAACUAGCCCCCAACGGACACGCCAAAAGCAAUGGACGGACGGCAGCGGUUGAAUAUGCAGACGACGACAUAGAAGCUGGCCCAUCUAUGCCGCCCGACGAUGAAGACUACGAACCAGAUAUUCCAGACGACGACGAAGGGCGGUUUUUCGGUGGCGGAGUAACACAAGAAGAGAGUGAGGUACUGGAUUACUUGGGUGGCCAAGAACCUGCGGAAAUAAUACCGGAGAAGAUUGACUCGGCAUGGCUACGGAAACUGGCCCUCAAUUUCGAGAAAAGGAUUACGAAGAAUGCGGAGCUGAGAGCAAAGUUUGAGGAUGAGCCGCAGAGAUUUAUGGGUAGUGAGGCAGAUUUAGACGCGGAUAUCAAGGCCUUGAGCAUUUUAUCCGAGCAUCCUGAACUUUAUGAGGAGUUUGCGAAGUUAGGUUGUGUGGCAAGCUUGGUGGGCUUGCUAGCACACGAAAAUACGGAUAUUGCAAUUGGUGCCGUGGAGAUCAUUAGUGAGUUAACGGAUGAAGACGUGGAGGCCGAGCAAGAACAGUGGGAUGCGAUUGUGGAUGCGAUGGUCGAAGCUGACCUGCUUGAUCUGCUUGUUUCGAAUUUUGCCCGCUUCAAUGAGGACAACGAGUCCGACAGAAGUGGUGUCUAUCAUGCUCUAGGUGUGCUGGAAAAUCUUGCAUCACGAGUUUCGUUGGCGGAGAAGAUUGGCCAAGAUACCACGGUCCUAAAAGGGCUAUUGGAUCGAAUACGGAAGAAAGAAUCGGCAGUCAGUCAAAACAAGCAAUACGCAGCGGAAGUUCUCGCCAUCCUCCUACAAUCUUCCCAAGUUAACCGAACGAAGCUGUGUGGCCUCGAUGGAGUAGACAUCCUGCUCGAAUUGCUCGCGCCUUACCGAAAAAGAGAUCCCAUAAAAGGGACCGAAGAAGAGGAAUUUGUGGAAAAUAUUUUCGACUCGUUAACCUGCGUUGUGGAUGAACCCGAAGGCAAGCAAAAAUUCGUUGAGGCAGAAGGCGUCGAGCUGUGCUUAAUAAUGAGUCGUGAAGGCAAGAUGAGCAAAUCUCGCGCCCUGCGACUCUUAGACCAUGCAUUAGGCGGUCAAGGGGGCGCGGAAGUGUGUGAGAGGUUGGUUGAUGCUGCAGGGCUUAAAGUUGUGUUUGGAAUGUUUAUGAAGAAGCAAGACGGACAAACUACGGAACAUCUCCUGGGAAUAUUCUCUUCUUUACUCCGUUCUUUGCCUGCGAAUUCGGCGAGCCGCAUUCGCACCCUCGCCAAGUUCGUUGAGAAGGACUACCAGAAGCUGACAAAUUUGGUAAAGUUGAGGCGAGACUAUGCUGCGAGGGUAGGCGUCGUCGAUGAGGAAAUCAGAAAUGAGCAAACAAAAGUUAGUGCCGAGGAGCGUGAGGAAAUGGCGGACGAAUGGCUGUCCAAACGACUGGAUGCAGGCUUGUUCUGCUUACAGACCGUUGAUGUUAUUUUAGCCUGGUUGGUUGCUGAGGAUGAUGGAGCCGCAAAACGGAUCAGUUUACUACUGGCGGAGAGAGAUGAGACUCUAACAGUGCUAAAGAAGACUAUCCAAGAGCAAUUGGACACCAUCCAAGGAGACUCAGAGGAAGAAACUGUGACGAAAGAUAUGCUUAGCACGCUAGCACAGUUCUUGACAUAA
This is a messenger RNA of Venustampulla echinocandica, 1761 nucleotides long. RefSeq lists its product as uncharacterized. NCBI's taxonomy places the organism in Eukaryota, Fungi, Ascomycota, Leotiomycetes, Helotiales, Pleuroascaceae. Gene Ontology annotation, cellular component: spliceosomal complex. The transcript is spliced from 4 exons. The record is from RefSeq and is a predicted model, not a curated record. Bases 1 to 1761 code for a protein of 586 amino acids.